AUGACAAAUAGUACUUUAGAAAGUCCUUCUUUAUUUUUAGUUGAAGAAAGAAUAAAAACAUUUAAGAACUGGCCGUUUAGUGACAAAAAUAAAUGCAAUGUGCGAAACAUGGCUGAAGCUGGUUUUUAUUCAGUAGCGACGGGUGCUGAUGAUGCUGAUGCUGCCAAAUGCUUUCUAUGUGGAAAAGAGUUGGAUGGUUGGGAAGCUAGUGAUGACCCUUGGGCGGAGCACAAGAGCCAUGCUAUGAAAUGUGCCUUCGUUCAGCUGGGAAAAAAAGAAGAUGAACUGCUUCUCUCAGAGUUCCUGUCAGUCAUCAAACAGUACAUGAUUAAUGAAACAAAGCGCAUUGCGGAGCUGGCCAAAGAAAGAGUUGAUGAAAAGGCAAAGGCUGUGCGCAGAAGAUGCCUAGGAAGGAAAUGA
Molecule: messenger RNA, 420 nt
Organism: Spodoptera littoralis (African cotton leafworm)
Lineage: Eukaryota; Metazoa; Arthropoda; Insecta; Lepidoptera; Noctuidae
Source: the annotation of a GenBank genome assembly